Molecule: messenger RNA, 1470 nt
Organism: Symbiodinium sp. CCMP2456
Lineage: Eukaryota; Dinophyceae; Suessiales; Symbiodiniaceae
Source: the annotation of a GenBank genome assembly
AUGGAGCUGGUUCUGCUGGGGCACGAUCUUGCCGCGAGCUUGCACGCUUACGUGCUGCCCAUCUCAGCCAUCGUCCUUUGUCUCUACCCUCCAAUCCUUUUCCUUCGCAUGCUUACCGCUGGCUUGGUUCGCACUGCUGAACCCAACACUGCUUCUCAGAUGCUUGAUCGAGAAUCUGCAUAUGUGACUAGUCGUGGUGGCGCAUGGACGGUGUGCGCUGCAGUUAUGGCACUUGUUCCCUUGCUAUUGGUGUUUCCAGGCAGCCUGGGAUUCUCCGCAGGGUCUGUGCUACCGCAUCGAGAUGCUACACAGAUUCUGCUGGCAGGUGCAGCUUCGAAUGCUGGCUCCAACCCGGACUAUCCGAAGAGCUUCCCCGGCUCCGUCUUCGGAUCCUUGGGUUGUUUGAUCGGUGUGACCAUGGUGUCAGUGGCGGCGAGAUCCUUGCUGCAAACAGUUGCAAGGGCUCGGGCUGAGCGGACGGAGCGAAAGCUCGGCAAAUCGAAGUUGAUCAGGAACCCCAGUGGUGUUCUCCGGCGCUGUUCCACGAGACAGUGGGAGGGCGGCCACAGCAAUGAGCAGUCCUCGGAACAAGAGAAUGUCCCGAUCUGGGACGCCCCUCACACGACCACGUCUUACUGGCAUGAAACCGAGUUGUUUGUGCAAGAUUGGUUGGAUGAGGACACAGGACUCUUUCGGUACGUCAACGAGAUGCCGCAGGGAUCCUUGCAGAAGUUCGAGCUCCAGACCACCCUCGAGAACAACAUUCUUUGUGAGGACACAGAAGGAUCCAGGAGGUUGCGAGCCUUCGGGAGACCGGUUCCUUUCAACUACGGAUGCUUCCCACAAACAUACCGUGAUCCAACAGACCACGACGAACUCCAUGAUGCUCCUGGUGAUGAUGACCCCUUGGAUGUGGUUGAUGUCAGCCAGACACCUUCCGGUGUUGGGGAUGUGAUCAUCUGCAGACCGCUUGGAGCAGUGUGUCUCAUUGAUGAAGGCCAAGCCGACUGGAAGAUCCUCGUUGUAAACACUCAGAGUGACAGUCCCGUCGCAACAGCUCGAAGCACUGCAGAGGUGGAAUCUCUUCUGCCAGGUCGCAUUCAAGAAAUUCUCAAAUGGAUGGAUGAUUUCAAAAAGCACAGCUCGAACGGGCGCACGAAGCUUCACUCCGAAGUACAUGGUGCCGAUGUUGCUAGAGCUCUCAUCAGAAAGGAUCACAUAGCCUGGAGACGCUUGGUCUCGAGUGCUGAUGAAAAAACUGGGUAUGCCCGCGGGCAUUGGAUUAGCAAGCCGAGGAAGGCAAUGCCAGAAGUUUUGCAGGUUUCGUGGCAGAUGUCCCACGCAGCCUCCCAGCUGACGGGGGCCACCCAACCACAUGUCUCGACUUACACGGAAGCAACACAAGCUUUGAGGCGGCAAUCAACCGCCAGCAGCAGCGACGGAGAUACAUCUUCGGACAGGAGCCCGUAA